CGGGGGAGGAGCCGGCUGGAGCAGCGGCGGGCCCGGCGCAGAGCAGGCAGGGGCCAGGGCCGGGUUGAGGGGUCGGGGUGGGGCAUGGGGCGCCCUCGCGCCGCUUCUAGGCUGCUGCUGCUCGUGCGACCUCUGCGGCUGUUGCGGAGGCGCUUCCGGCUGCUGCUGCUGCUCGCGCUGCUGUCGCUCGGGCUCUGGACACUCUACCUGGAGCUGGUGGCUGCCGCCCGCGCUGGCGGGAACCCCCUGAACCGCAAGACAAAGGGAGACACCUGCAGCACUGCUCUACUAUUCAAGAAGCUUCCCCCUGAAGGGUAUGGCAGCUGGAGGGAGCUGGCCAAAGCGCUGGGCAGCUGGGACAGCCCAGCAGGGAACCCAAACCUCCAACUCUACGGCCCCCAGAGCCUGGGCCUCGAGGACCAAGACUCGGCACGAGGAGGGAAUGGUAACAGCAGCUACCUGAAGAGGAAUAAGCCAGUGCCCUGGCUCUCAGAGUUCCGUGGCCGAGCCAACCUGCAUGUGUUUGAAGAUUGGUGUGGCGGCUCCAUCCAGCAGUUGCGUCGAAACCUCCACUUCCCACUGUACCCCCACACCCGUACGACCCUGAGGAAGCUGGCUGUGUCCCCCCGAUGGACCAACUAUGGCCUCCGCAUCUUUGGCUACCUGCACCCCUUCACAGACGGGAAGGUCCAGUUUGCUGUGGCCUCGGAUGACAACGCGGAGUUCUGGCUCAGCCGGGAUGAACAGGUGUCGGGUCUCCGGCUGCUGGCGAGCGUGGGCCAGACUGGGAGAGAGUGGACAGCACCCGGAGAGUUUGGGAAAUUUCGGAGUCAAAUUUCCAAGCCGGUGAGCUUGUCGGCCUCACGGAGGUACUACUUCGAGGUGCUGCACAAGCAGAAUGAGGAGGGCACUGACCACGUGGAGGUGGCGUGGCGGCGUGAUGACCCUGGAGCCACAUUUGUCAUCAUCGACUCCCCAUCCCUGUCCCUCUUCACCAAUGAGACAUUGCUCAGGAUGGAUGAGGUGGGUCACAUCCCCCAGACAGCAGCCAGCCACGAGGGGCCCCCAGACCCUUUCCCUGCAGACGAGCAGCCCCCCAUCGAUAUGUUGCGACCUGACCCCCGGGAUACCAUCUACCAAGUGCCUCUGAUGCCCAAGUCCCGGCUACGCUAUGUGCUGCCUGACUGUCCCUACAAGCCCAGCUACCUGGUGGAUGGCCUUCCCCUACAGCGCUACCAGGGCCUCCGCUUUGUUCACCUGUCUUUUGUUUACCCCAACGACUACACACGCCUGAGCCACAUGGAGACUCAGAACAAAUGCUUCUACCAGGAGAACAGCUACUACCAGGACAGGCUCAGCUUCCAGGGGUACAUCAAGAUGGAUCAGCCUGAGAGGCAGGGGCCAGAGCAGCCAGGUGCCGGGGACAGCUUUCUGGAAGAUUCCCAGUAUGGAGAAGUGGUCGAGGAGAGCCCAGCUUUGCAGCCCCAGGACCCCAAGGUGUCGACCCCCAGCCCCGGGCAGGGGGGCACAGACUCCCACCUCCAAGGCCUGCGGCAACUUCUGGCUCAGCCCCAGGGCUCCCUCCAGAGCCUCUUAGCCCGGCCCAGCAUCUUCUCCUGGCCAGCAACAGGGGCACCCAUGAUACAGAGGCCCGGGCUGGUGGGGGGUGACCACCAGGAGACGCCAGGCCAGUCGCAGUGGCUGAGCCAGGUGGAGUCGUACAUCGCGGAGCAGAAGAGGGCAGAUGGGCUGCUGCCCCGGGUGCAGGACGGAGAGGAGGAAGAGCAGGAGGAGGAGCAGGAGGAACAGGAGGAUGCAGCCGAGCUGCCUGACUACAUGCCUGGGUUCGACCCGGUGGUCAACUGGGCUCAGACCUUCAGCGCCCCGAGCCUGGACCUGCAGGCGCUGCGCUCUGACUGGAUCGACCUGAGCUGCAACGUGUCUGGGAAUUUGCUGCUGGCACCGCGAGAUGCUCUUGAGGUGGCCCGUGCCUUUCUACGUAGGCUGCACCAGCGGAGCCGAGGGCGGUACCAGCUGCAGCGGGUACUGAAUGUGGAGAAGCGGCAGGACCAGCUGCGUGGGGGACGCUAUCUGCUGGAGCUGGAGCUGCUGGAGCGCGGCCGGCGCCGGGUACGGCUGUCCGAGUAUGUGUCCACACGGGGCUGGCCUGAGCCCGACCACAGCCCGCAAGACUUGGUGUGGGGGCCCCACCGCCGGCUGCUGGGCAGUCCUGGAGAGCCCAGGUUGUGCUGGCCGCAGGGCUUUUCCUGGAGCCACCGCGCUGUUGUCCACUUCGUCGUGCCUGUGAAAAACCAGGCGCGCUGGGUGCAGCAGUUCAUACGCGACAUGGAAUGGCUGUCUCAGGUCACUGGGGACCCGCACUUGAAUGUCAUCUUGGUGGACUAUAGCAGCGAGGACAUGGAUGUGGAUGCUGCCCUAAGGCGCUCUCGCCUGCACAGCUACCAGUACAGGAAGCUCAGUGGAAACUUUGAGCGCUCAGCUGGGCUUCAGGCUGGCAUCGACCUGGUGAAGGACCCCCACAGCAUCAUCUUCCUGUGUGACCUGCACAUCCACUUCCCUGCCGGCGUGGUGGAUGCCAUCCGCAAGCACUGCGUGGAAGGCAAGAUGGCGUUUGCCCCCAUGGUGAUGCGGCUGCACUGUGGGGCCACCCCCCAGAGGCCCGAGGGCUACUGGGAGGUGAACGGCUUCGGUCUGCUGGGCAUCUACAAGUCAGACCUGGACAGGAUCGGGGGCAUGAACACCAAGGAGUUCCGAGAUCGCUGGGGCGGGGAGGACUGGGAGCUGCUAGACAGGAUCUUGCAGGCCGGCCUGGAGGUGGAACGCCUGUCCCUCAGGAACUUCUUCCACCACUUCCACUCCAAGCGUGGCAUGUGGAGCCGCCGUCCACUCAAGGCACCCUGAACUCCUGGACUGACUGCCUGCCUGAGAGGAGGCUCCAGCAGGGAGAUACCCUCCCCCCCCCCCAGCCCUGUCUGGGUCUGGGGAGUGAUGACUCCCAGGGGUGAGAGGAGGCUCCAGGAGGGUCAACAUCAGGCCCAGGGAAGAGCCUAGGGGCUCCGUGUCAUACCCUAUGGCCCAUUGGGAGAUGACUGAGCUAGGCUGGUCACUGCACACUUGUCUCUGGAGCUGUGAUUGUUUUAAGGAAACCCUCUGUCACUGCCCAGCACCAUGCUGUCUGAGGUGGGGGCCUGUUGGGGGACUGUCCCCACCUGCAUACCUCAGCCCUCCCCACUACCUGUCCUUGUCAGGCUGACAGCUGCCUCACACCCGGAGGUCUUGCCCAGGCUUCUGCCCCCAGGAACACCCUCUCCCUGGAGCCCCUGAGAGCUGGCCCCCAGCCCACCAUCAACUCACCUCCAGGGGUGUCACUUCUGGAGAGCCUUAUCCCCCUGGGAAGGGGGUCACUGCAUGUGAGCCAGGAGCUGGGGUCGGGGGCAGAGGCUGAGGGCUGAGGGGGGCCAUAGUCUCAGAGUGAAAAGGGGUGAAGCCCGGCAGGAUGAGGGCCUGAAAUGAAGGGUGAAUGGGAAGCAUGGUCCCCAGGGCCUGGAUGCCCCAGAAACACAGCUCUCCUUUGGAGAGAUCCCCAGCCCCCUGGUCUUAGGUGGAUGAAGAAGGGUCUGUGGGUGGUUGGGGGUGCAGGUUUGGGGUGACCCUCAGAGACACCCCCCCAUUGAUGGUGACCAAGCCAGUAGGGUGUCAGGGAACCCAGCCACCUGCCUGUCACCUAAUGUCACCUCUCGUGUACUAACAGCCCCAGGUGCCUUUGUGAGGGGCUGUGCUGCACACACCAGCCAUGCAUUGGACACAGGUUCUCACACUCCAGUGUCUGUUGAGGGGCUGGGGGGGGCAGACCCCCCACUGUGAGAAGGGGCUUAUGGAGGUAUAGUGCCAGCCAGGCUGCUGAGCCCCCAGACCCAGGCUGUGACAGAAGCCAGGUCUCUCCUGGGUACCCUUCUUUCACCAAGGGCCCAGCCUAAGCAUCUGGCCCUGCAGAACUUGGGAUGUUGGGGUAGGAUGGAGUAGCCCCCUGCCUCCCCUCUCUGUGGCAUCAAGGACAGAGACUGUAGUGGACCUGCUGUGACUUUAGGGGACCCAUCUGAAUCAGGGCCAAGACAGUGGCCAUUGGCUGGGGGGGAGCUGUCACCCUCAGGUGUUAUACUUGGGUCAGCCCAGACAGCCCCCCAACCCCCUGCUGUGCCCAGCUACCCCCUACUCCCAGUGCCUUCCUUGUGUCCAGUGUUUGUUACCUCCACACCAGCUGCCUUAAGGGGGGCCUGGCACAACCCCUGCUCUAGAGGACAAGUCCAGGGAGAGGGCAGGGAAACUGUCAAUACAGCAUCUUCUUAGAAAACCAGGUGGUUCUUGUGUCUUUCUGUUGUCCUGGGAGGGAGGGGGGAGGGGCCCCGGGUGCACCUCCCAGCUGCCAGGCCUUGGAGGAGGUACCUGGGAUCCCCACCCCAUUCCUUUGCUUGUCACCUGCCCUGAGCUGCAGUCUGGGUGUCUGUGUGGUCUGCUCAGGGAGGCAUUUUCUGGGCAGAUGAUAGCAAUUCUGUGGUUUCAGGUGGGAAGGGCUGC
Messenger RNA from Erinaceus europaeus (western European hedgehog), 4596 nucleotides. RefSeq names its product beta-1,4-N-acetyl-galactosaminyltransferase 3 (gene B4GALNT3). Gene Ontology annotation, cellular component: Golgi cisterna membrane. Gene Ontology annotation, molecular function: acetylgalactosaminyltransferase activity. The transcript is spliced from 21 exons. The record is from RefSeq and is a predicted model, not a curated record. The coding region runs from base 85 to 2922 and encodes 945 amino acids. NCBI's taxonomy places the organism in Eukaryota, Metazoa, Chordata, Mammalia, Eulipotyphla, Erinaceidae.